Molecule: messenger RNA, 1230 nt
Organism: Pichia membranifaciens NRRL Y-2026
Lineage: Eukaryota; Fungi; Ascomycota; Pichiomycetes; Pichiales; Pichiaceae
Exons: 1
Coding region: 92-1099 (335 amino acids)
Biological process (GO): mitochondrial translation
Cellular component (GO): mitochondrial small ribosomal subunit
Molecular function (GO): structural constituent of ribosome
Source: RefSeq, a predicted model, not a curated record
GAAAGUAAUAUGGACCGAAGACCACGUACAAUCCGCUGUCAGAAGUAUCUUUGGACACAACCCAGAGGGAGUUAGCAGUCAGACUACACACAUGUUAGGAAGAACUGCUCUAGAGAACAGCACCUUGUCUGUGAAGACUGCAGGUCUGCAGGUCUCGCAAGUGCGUUACAGAAGAACCCUUGCAUAUCCAUUCUACUCCAAGGCAGGUAACAUUCCUCCAACAAGAAAGGGACGCAAACAGACGGUCUUCAAGCGUCUCAUGGAUCAAUUUCUUGGACCUAAGAACUACAAAGGUGACUACUACCUCAACAAAUACGCAUAUCCGAAAACAAACCACACAACAAACUAUAUCGACCCGAGAAACGAAAGAGGUAAUGCUCUCCUUGAACCGCUCAGUGAAUUUGACGUCUCCAGCGACGACGUAGCCGAGUCUGGUAGAGGAAGAAACAGACACACCUUGCAGCCGUUUCCUCUCAACUCGAACUGUUUUACGAAUCUGCAAGUGAGUAACGAAACCAAGGUUCAAAUUGUCAACGACAUUCUUUUGAACAAGGUGCCUUCUCAACAAGUUGCCUUGAAAUAUGGAUUGAAGAUUCAAAGAAUCGAAGCCAUUUUGAAACUCCGUGAAGUCGAAGAAGAUUGGGAACAGAAAGGCUUGAUAAAGGGUGAUCUCAAGAGACUUUCAAACACCAUGUACAAAAUGUUCCCUCUGUACAACCCUGAAAAGAACGCCGAGAAUUUGACAGAAAUUCCUAUUCCUAGAGAAACCAUGCAAUCCCGGUUUUUGACCAUCGCCGAAUCUGAACCGUUCGGUCCUGUUGAUGCCGCCAAGGAGUUCAACUUGGAGCCUGCUGCUGUGACAUUAGAAAGGCUUUCUGAAGGUGGUGAGCACUCCUCCCACCAGGACGCUGCCAAAAUGAAGAAGAGAGACGGUUCUUUUAUUGCAACCAUGCACGAAGGUGACAAGUAUGCCUUCAAAUUCACUCCUGUCAAGGUUGGCAAGGUUGGAUACAGAUACGGUAAGGUGUUUAGAGAUAAUAGAAAAGACAGAAAAAUCGCUUAUGAUGCUGCCGGUAAUAAAUACUACCCUCUCGAAUAGAUAAUAGGCUCUUUUUCUCUUGGCAAUAUCUUCAGACAUCUGUACAUAGUCACUUCUCCCCAUAUUUAUAUAUAACUUAUUAUAGUAGUAAUUACAAAUGUAACGAAACAUGAACUGAAAGGUGCUUAAGU